AAAAAAAUGUUCUAAAUGUAAGCUUGAAAACUAUGAUUUGAAUUGAAGAUCGCUUCCUGGAAUUGCAUACUACAAGCGAUCAAUGUUGAUAUUACUAGCGUUGGAUUGCAGUUGUCGAACGUCGGGAAAUAAACGGAAAUAUAAGCGUCAACAGUAUCGAAAAUCGAAACGUCGAUGCAGUGCCAUCCCUCGCGAAAGAAAUCCAGACGCUUUCCAAUGCUCGCGUCGAAAUCAUGCAGCUAUCGAGCAUCAAAUUCUACGCACAAACUUUGAUUUUUCUUCUGGUUUUCCUCUACUCCAAUCAGCGGACACUGGCCGCGAUAGACCGUAUGAUCGAAUCACUGAUAAAGCAGGUUCGCGUUCAUCAAGUGAUUUAUCUGAUCAACGAUGUGAAGUACCCGGGACAAGAGAACGCGAUCGUUCAGAAGAUAUCCAGCCGUUAUCCGACUCAGAUUCUGAGUUUCGAUCAUACGGGACAGUACAUAAUAAUGAACAGAUCGAGCAUUUUGUUCGUCAGUUCGCUCGAGACGACGGAACCACCUUACGAUGUCGAGCUGGAAUUCACGAAGAAUCUGCGAAACAUGGCCUGGGAUACCUUCAAUUCGAGAUUUCUGCUGUUCGUCUUGGGUCAGAAUAAGGACAGAAAUUUGGACUACCUACUGAAAUUCGCGUGGAGGCAAGAGUUGAUCAACGUAAUCUUGUAUCAAGUGGACGUUGAAGCAGCCCCUCCCAAUUUAACAAUCGGCUAUUCAAAUCCUCUAUCUGCUCCCGGACUAGUACAUCAAUACAAUCCAUUCACACGGGACUACCAUCGAGAGCUAUUCAAUCCCAACAUGACGUUCUAUCCCAACAUGCUUCUCGAUUUGCACGGCUACACGUUGAGCAUUGGUCUCGUGCACUACCCUCCCUACUCUGACAUAGUGCAAGAUGAGAUCACUCAAGUGGUGAAAUACAAGGCUGUCUUUGGCAAACUCAUCACGACCAUCAGAAAGGCUUUGAACUUCACGAUCAGCCCAGUUAUUCGACCUCUAUCCGCCUAUGGUGUGCUGCUGAAUAAUGGCUCCGCUACCGGCAUGCUGGCCGAUGUGAAGGACGGGAAACUGGACAUCAUCGCCUUUGGAGGCUUCCACCUGUACUCACCGUUUACCUUUAUGCUCGACAGAACGUCGUACCUCAGCAUGGAGGAAGCCUGUCCCGUGGUCCCGAUGAUCCCCACGACGUACAUCCUCUUGGACAUUAGCUUCGUCAUCACCUGUCUGAGCAUCGUCAUCCUAAUCAUAGCUAUCUGGCUCUUCACCUUCAUCCUGAAACCCGACAAGCGCAACACCAUCAUUUGGCAUCCUCUGAGCUUAGGUCUGAUGAUCCUCGGGAUUCCGAUUCCUGGCCAACCCAUCAAGCUACGCGAGAGACUAGUCUACGGCUGUAUCCUCAUGGUGUCGCUCUUCUACUCGUCGAACGUCGUUGCCCAACUGACGAGCAUCAACUUGGACACCGACUCUUUCAAGGAGUUCACGAGUUACGAGGACUUGGAAAUAUCAGACCUCAUCCCUGUCGUCCAUCCCAACAUGUUCAACAUGACCUUCUCGGACGGCAACGAGGUGUUGGUAAAGUUGGGCAAACGCGCGAUAAGACAACCGAACUACGUGCAAUACUGUCCCGAGCGACUUCUGGCCAAGGCAGACGUGGUCUGCGUCAUAGAGGACCUCUGCGCGCGUUUCCUCAUCAAGCAAAGUCGCACCUCUUUUGGCAAGCCCAGAAUGAAGUUCGCCAAGCCUUGUUUCUGGUCGGCCAUUCGAGCCUACAUCCUACGAAAAGCCUCGCCCUACACCUCCCGCUUCAACGACAUAAUCAUGCGCGCCGUUGAGUCAGGCAUCCACACCAGGUGGUGGCUCGAAUACACCGGCGAAUCGAAGAACAUGUCCAAGGCAAUGCUGGGCACAACCGACGAGGGUGACAUCGUGAAUCAGCUGAAGGACACCACCUACAAAAGCGACUUCUUCCUCCUGGGGUUCGGCUGUCUCGUCGCCGCUUUCGUCUUCGUCGGUGAGCUCUUCAUCUUCAGGUGGAGAACCAAAAGAGCCUCGCAGGUAAAAGUCCUCAAGGUCAAGGUCGACGGUGAUGACGAUUAGAAAUUAUAUACACGCUGUACUCGAUAUGGAAUUCGAAUAAAAGUUAUAUCUCUCUAUCCUUGAA
Messenger RNA from Nasonia vitripennis (jewel wasp), 2193 nucleotides. RefSeq lists its product as uncharacterized. NCBI's taxonomy places the organism in Eukaryota, Metazoa, Arthropoda, Insecta, Hymenoptera, Pteromalidae. The coding region runs from base 234 to 2129 and encodes 631 amino acids. The record is from RefSeq and is a predicted model, not a curated record. The transcript has 3 exons.